CGUCUGGAUGGUUCUGGGCGUGUUACGUGGCGAGCUGUGUGUUAAUUUAGUAGUUGUUUAACUUAUCCUUCCAAGCAAGGACAUAAGUGUCCUAGAUAUCACACGGAAAGAGCUUUUCAGCGAAGGACGUGCUGACUGGUGUUGGGAAAGUGUGAAGAUAAUCACGCUCGCGGGAUCGCGGGAGAGCAUUAAUUUCGACAGAAAUAUCCGAGCUUUGAUUUGCACAAGAACUUUCGAUCACGCCUUGUCCACAAACGCAGAAUUUGAUUUGGAAGAUGGCGGACACCGCUUCACCAACAGCCCCAGCGGCACGGAAGCCAGCCUACAAGCGAAUUUUGCACAAUUUGAGGCAUAUUUCGGGCGACGAGAGCAAAGAAUUGCUGCUUUAUUUGGUCCUGACGAUGUCGCUGUGGCUGGUCGGCCAUUUUCACUUUAGUUUCGCUUGGAUAAUCAUGAUCCUGAUGGUGUUUGUAAGCUGGGAGUUUCAAAUGGAUAAGAAGAAGAAACGAAGGGAACGUAUGGAAAAAGCUCUCCAGACGUCAUUUAUCGACAAGAUACAAAACUUGCCCUCGUGGGUCUAUUUCCCCGAGAAAGAGCGCGCGGAAUGGAUCAACGGAAUCAUUGAUCAAAUGUGGCCAUACGUGGGCGAAAUGGUUUACAAAAUCCUCAAGGAAAGCGUCGAACCCGAAAUGCAGAAAAACAUGCCUAAGGCAUUGAAUACGCUGUACUUCGAGACCAUCGACCUCGGGAACAAGCCGCCAUAUGUCGCUAACGUGACAUCUUAUGACAGCAAAGACGAAAACAAGAAGUCUGAAUUUAUAUUCGACAUGGAUUUGUGCUACAAUGGCGACGCCACCAUCAAGCUAGCGGUCAAGAAAGUCAAAUUGGGCCUGUCGAACAUUGAACUGCGAGGAAUGCUGAGAGUUAUUUUCAAACCCCUGGUUGCCGAAUACAAUCCUAUCGGCGGGGUGACCGUGUUCUUCCUGAACAGGCCCAAGCUGAAAUUCGACUUGACCAAUUUAUUGAAUGUUCUGGAUCUUCCCGGCCUCAAGAGCACUCUGCGCCGAAUCACGGACGAUGUGAUUGCCUCGUUUGUGGUGCUUCCAAACCGCAUUGCCAUUCCGCUCGCCGCUGGAGUCGAGGCCAGCGAUCUUCAAUAUCCAAUCCCAGAAGGAGUUCUUCGCGUGAAAGUCGUGGAAGCGAGGAACCUGACCGCGAAGGACUUCGGCCUUGUGAAGAAAGGAAAAUCAGAUCCCUAUGCCAUUAUUCGCAUCGGUGCUCAAAGCUUCCGCACCAAAGUCAUCAAUAACAAUCUAAACCCCGAGUGGGAUGAGACCUUUGAGGCAUUUGUUGACAACCAGGAGGGGCAAGAAGUGGAGGCAGUCAUCUACGAUGAGGACACCUCUUCAAAAGACAGCAAGAUCGGUUCCCUGGACACUGACAUUGCCUCCACAGUCGAGACAGGCUACAGAGAUCUCUGGCUGCCACUUGAGGGUGUCAAACAAGGAAGGGUUCACUUCAAUCUGAGUUGGUUCCCAUUGAGUUCCUCUGCCUCUGACCUCAGGCCACCCCAAGAGAAGGGUCUUUCAGUGGCAGCGCUGUUUGUGAAGCCCAUCUCAGCCCAAGCCUUGCCACUCACUUGUGGGCAGAAGGAAGCCCUGAGAAGCGUAUAUUGCGAGAUCACUGUAGGCAAGACCACCCUUCAGACCUUCCAGUGCUAUGGCGAGAAGACGGAGUGGAAACACGCUUUACGCUUCCUUGUGAAUGACCCAGAGGGACAGGAGGCAGAAAUCAAAGUAAUUGAAGCCAAGGGCACCACCACCCUUGGUCAGAUGUCGUUCAAUAUCCGCAGCCUGCUAAACAAGCAGGGUCUGGUCGCAGAGGAGGUGUUCCCCCUUGAGAAGUCUGGUGAAAAGAGUACCUUGACCUGCCGCUUCACUCUGAGGAUGCUCAAAACACUGGAUACUAAACUGAGUGAAACUGGAAUGAGGUUUGCACAAGAACUUUCGAUCACGCCUUGUCCACAAACGCAGAAUUUGAUUUGGAAGAUGGCGGACACCGCUUCACCAACAGCCCCAGCGGCACGGAAGCCAGCCUACAAGCGAAUUUUGCACAAUUUGAGGCAUAUUUCGGGCGACGAGAGCAAAGAAUUGCUGCUUUAUUUGGUCCUGACGAUGUCGCUGUGGCUGGUCGGCCAUUUUCACUUUAGUUUCGCUUGGAUAAUCAUGAUCCUGAUGGUGUUUGUAAGCUGGGAGUUUCAAAUGGAUAAGAAGAAGAAACGAAGGGAACGUAUGGAAAAAGCUCUCCAGACGUCAUUUAUCGACAAGAUACAAAACUUGCCCUCGUGGGUCUAUUUCCCCGAGAAAGAGCGCGCGGAAUGGAUCAACGGAAUCAUUGAUCAAAUGUGGCCAUACGUGGGCGAAAUGGUUUACAAAAUCCUCAAGGAAAGCGUCGAACCCGAAAUGCAGAAAAACAUGCCUAAGGCAUUGAAUACGCUGUACUUCGAGACCAUCGACCUCGGGAACAAGCCGCCAUAUGUCGCUAACGUGACAUCUUAUGACAGCAAAGACGAAAACAAGAAGUCUGAAUUUAUAUUCGACAUGGAUUUGUGCUACAAUGGCGACGCCACCAUCAAGCUAGCGGUCAAGAAAGUCAAAUUGGGCCUGUCGAACAUUGAACUGCGAGGAAUGCUGAGAGUUAUUUUCAAACCCCUGGUUGCCGAAUACAAUCCUAUCGGCGGGGUGACCGUGUUCUUCCUGAACAGGCCCAAGCUGAAAUUCGACUUGACCAAUUUAUUGAAUGUUCUGGAUCUUCCCGGCCUCAAGAGCACUCUGCGCCGAAUCACGGACGAUGUGAUUGCCUCGUUUGUGGUGCUUCCAAACCGCAUUGCCAUUCCGCUCGCCGCUGGAGUCGAGGCCAGCGAUCUUCAAUAUCCAAUCCCAGAAGGAGUUCUUCGCGUGAAAGUCGUGGAAGCGAGGAACCUGACCGCGAAGGACUUCGGCCUUGUGAAGAAAGGAAAAUCAGAUCCCUAUGCCAUUAUUCGCAUCGGUGCUCAAAGCUUCCGCACCAAAGUCAUCAAUAACAAUCUAAACCCCGAGUGGGAUGAGACCUUUGAGGCAUUUGUUGACAACCAGGAGGGGCAAGAAGUGGAGGCAGUCAUCUACGAUGAGGACACCUCUUCAAAAGACAGCAAGAUCGGUUCCCUGGACACUGACAUUGCCUCCACAGUCGAGACAGGCUACAGAGAUCUCUGGCUGCCACUUGAGGGUGUCAAACAAGGAAGGGUUCACUUCAAUCUGAGUUGGUUCCCAUUGAGUUCCUCUGCCUCUGACCUCAGGCCACCCCAAGAGAAGGGUCUUUCAGUGGCAGCGCUGUUUGUGAAGCCCAUCUCAGCCCAAGCCUUGCCACUCACUUGUGGGCAGAAGGAAGCCCUGAGAAGCGUAUAUUGCGAGAUCACUGUAGGCAAGACCACCCUUCAGACCUUCCAGUGCUAUGGCGAGAAGACGGAGUGGAAACACGCUUUACGCUUCCUUGUGAAUGACCCAGAGGGACAGGAGGCAGAAAUCAAAGUAAUUGAAGCCAAGGGCACCACCACCCUUGGUCAGAUGUCGUUCAAUAUCCGCAGCCUGCUAAACAAGCAGGGUCUGGUCGCAGAGGAGGUGUUCCCCCUUGAGAAGUCUGGUGAAAAGAGUACCUUGACCUGCCGCUUCACUCUGAGGAUGCUCAAAACACUGGAUACUAAACUGAGUGAAACUGGAAUGAGGGACAGCGUCGCCGAAGUUGAUUCGGGAGUCAAGAAGUGCGACAUGCAGCCAAUACCAAAGCUUGUUAUCAAUGGAGUCAGUCCGGAUGAACAGCCUGAGGGCACUGGGCACGGGGAACACGACAAAGAUUCCGACGCCGGAAGUGUGUAUGACGGAAGUGUUUAUGGUCCUGAUAGCCAUCAUGGCGGCUCCAGGGAGGACCUGUCUACCAAGGGACACCUCGAUCUACAGUUAAAGUACAGCCUUCUGAAGAACCGUCUUUACGUCACCGUGAAGAGCGUGCAGUCGCUGGUAUCACAUGACACCCCCAGUAAUACCAAUCCUCUGGUCCGCCUGUACUUGUUACCAGACCGCACCAAACGCACCCGGCGCGUCACCAGCGUACUCAAGGGAACCUUGGACGGAGUGUUCAACGAGACCUUCGAAUACAUUGUCGGUCUCGAUCAGCUGCGAAACAUGAAGAUAGAGGCCACUGUGAAGAGCGACCGCGGUUUCACGAUUGGGCGGGCGCGGAAUCGCCUGAUCGGAACCGCUGUUGUGGAUUUGUAUGAAAAGGCUCUCACUCAAGGAUGCGACAUCAGCUGCGAGCUGAGGAAGUUUAGCCCUACGUCUUGAAUAGUCAGUGAGUAUGGAACGCCUAAGCUAAACGAAAGUGUAUCAGGAGCCCAUCACUAGGAGCGUGCAAUUCCCAUACUAAUCCUAUGUGACGGCAUUUUCACAGACCAGUCUAUUUUUAGGCUUCUUUUCCCGCGAAAUAGGUCAGUUCCGGUCUACAUGAGCGCUCAUCGGUAAGAAAAAAAACGCGGUUUUUCUUUUUAAUCUACCGGUGAAGUGAUGACAUCAGUUAAAAAAUAGGUCCGUGUUUGUGAUUGGUCACUGAGGUUCCUGGGGGGGUCUGAAUUCGCAGUAAAUUCAAAAUAAAAAUACAUCGGUCUGUGAAAACGCCGUGACAGGAACAUGGUGUAGUUGCACUCUCCUAGUGAUGGGCACCUCAGGGUCUAGAAUGGUUCUUAGUAAGCAAAGAGAAAACUGGCUCUAUAUUUUUCAUUCAAAAAGGGUAAACUAGUGAACCUUAGUAUUUCCGCAUGUAAUACUGACUUAAGGAGCUACGUCACAGUUGGCGCAUCUUGAAAAAUUUAGCCAAUAUUUUUCAAGUUCGUCGUUUAUAAUCCAUGC
This is a messenger RNA of Orbicella faveolata, 4940 nucleotides long. RefSeq names its product extended synaptotagmin-3-like. The record is from RefSeq and is a predicted model, not a curated record. Lineage: Eukaryota; Metazoa; Cnidaria; Anthozoa; Scleractinia; Merulinidae. Gene Ontology annotation, cellular component: endoplasmic reticulum membrane. Gene Ontology annotation, biological process: lipid transport. Gene Ontology annotation, molecular function: calcium ion binding; phosphatidylethanolamine binding; phosphatidylinositol binding.